This is a messenger RNA of Coregonus sp. 'balchen', 4019 nucleotides long. NCBI's taxonomy places the organism in Eukaryota, Metazoa, Chordata, Actinopteri, Salmoniformes, Salmonidae. The record is from the annotation of a GenBank genome assembly.
UUGCGUGAGGCGUGUUGCUGCUGGACAAGGACAUUGGGAGAUAGAAUGACAUUUGUGUAACGUUUGAUAACUUCCAAUUUCGUAACAUUACGUGGGCAAUCAAAAGUAAAACACCUGACUUGGAGGAUUAUCAUCUCACUAUCUGGUCAUUGCCAAACUGACUCAUCGCAAUUUCGAUCCAAUUCGCUUCUGACACAGGUAUUCAUGCUAGCUAAUAGCUAACGUUAGCUAAUCAUGGUGAUCUUGCCGCUAGCUUAUCAACUGACUAGCGAGUUAUAGAACGUUAGCGUGCGUUUUAUAACUAGAUUGAUGGGUCCCUAUAUUCGUCAAUCAAUUAUGCAUUUCCAUACAUAUCAACAUCAAAGUUGAUGCAUGGUUCACUUGUUUCUGGUUGUGUCUGCAAGAUUGUGUCAAUCGUCCAACCAAUCCACUGGGUUACCAAAGGUUGAAAGUCAGUUAACGUUAAUGAAGUCUAGAAUGGGAAAUGUUACAUCAUAGUAUUGUAUAAUAUUGUAGCUGCCAUAAACUGAUUGCAGUUUAUUCUGCCUCUGUAAUCAUUAGUGAAUAUCGAUUGUCUUAAUGACAAACGUUACACUGCAGUGUCACCUAUGUACGGUAUUUGUAUGUCAUGUAUCAACAUCACGGUUCUAAAGUUAUAUUAGAAACAUCACGAUAGACGCUACUAUAGUUAUGGGUGGUUGUCGAGUUCAAAUGUACCAAAGGACUGUCUUAUUUGAAAGACGUCUGAGUAGCAAUUACGAUCUUGUGGUUUGCUGUUUCCACUGCUCGCUGUCAUGUGCUACUGGCAUGUAUUUUUCGCGCUCCAAAAUAUAUUUCAAGUGGGGUGGGUCAAACUUCAAAGUAGAAGAGGACCGACCUGCUUCAAAUCUAUUGCUCCUAGAUGAGCACUUCCAAGACGGUGUUUGUUGUGUCGAUUUAAUGUUAAUUUGUCUAAAAGUUUAAAAGGAAACUUAGUCAAAUACUGAAUCUGAGGUUUAACCACUCAAACUCCAGGGACAUCUCAAAAUGUGUCUUGAAUAAUUCCCACCUCAUUGAAGUUCUCUUCCAUAUGGCAAUAUUAUCUCAAUAGAAUUUGGGGAUUUUGUUUUCACUUUCAAAUGCUAUCUGUGAAAUUUCAUGGAUGCUAGAUCUGUCCUUCGUCAUGGUAUAGGCAUACAUGUAUGUGUUAUGCGUACCGUAUGUAUGCCUGUCUGGCAUGGCAGUGAAUGACAGUAGUAUAAAGGUCAUAUAGGUCUUGAUUUACAGCCUAGCAACCUACGGAUGAACUCACAACUGUUCCUUGAGUAGCCUACACAUGCACACACCAGGCCACAUCAUCAUAUGGACAUAUCAUUGAGACGAUGGUCUAAAAAUAACUGUACACCCUCAACUGCCCCCCUUUCUCUUUAUCUAGGUUUCUUAUUUGGGAUCGAGAGGGGACCAAGAAGAUAAAGAGCUGGUCCUUCCUUGGGGUGGCUGUGGCAUGGUGGUCUGGUGACUGUCUGGGGUGUCCCCUGCCCCUGGUGACUGGGGUUACACCCUACCCCCUGUCGUGAAUGGCUGCGUGUAGAGGGGGCCUCACCUUGUGGGUGGGGGGUGUGAGGAGCCAUAGCAACAGGCAACCAGUCAAGCAACAGUGCUGGAGACUUGCUCAGGUAUUGUCUUGACAGACAGGCCUACAUUCAUUAAAUAUUUGGAUAAGAGCAAGGCUGGAUCCAGAUCUGUUAUAGAUCUGGGACCAGGCUGUAUAAGAGCACCUUAUGGAAAAUCUUUACUUGUCCUAUGUGAAUUUGCAGGCGCUGGAUGUGCAGUGGAGUAGACAGAUUCGGUCUCUCAGCAGCACCUCAUGGGCCCUGGUUCCCCCCAACAGUCUGAGGUAUCAGAAGAUCAAGCAGCCGGCCCUGUCACACCCCUUCCACCAUGCCAGCCAGGGCCAACCCCGCAGCCGGAGGCCCCUGGGCCUGGAUGAGGACUGGGAAGAGACUGUCAGCCUGUGUGUGCUGGUGCGGCCCGUCCCUGGGGAGUGUGAUGACCAGCACACCCUGGUGGAGGUGCCUCUGUUUGGGCAUACUAAACUAGGCGAGCUCCUGGCUCCGGGAGGACUCAGUAGGCCUGUGGAGUUCCUCUUCCCCAUGACCACUGUGGACGGGAGCCGAGAGGACGACAUCAGCAUUGGGACGACAAAGGUUCAGGCGGGUUCCAAGACGAAGAUGAACGAGGGAGAGACAGAAAAGAGGGAGAGAGGAUCGUUCCGAAGCCUGUUUGAGGCAGAAGGAUGUCCCGCUCCAUUUAUGUAUGGAUCCAGGUUUUACUGCUUCCACUGUCCUGGGAUGGAGCCGUUACCUGGUUACGGGGACAAAUCGGGCCAUAUGAUUGGACUAGAGAAAGAGUUGUCGCUGUUGCUCCACACCUCUCUGAAUAGUAGCUACUCAGAGAGAGAGACAGUGCAGGGGGGUCACAGCGAUAGAGGGAGGGAGGAUGAGGAGAAACUGGCCUUGAUGUAUGAAAAACUGAGGAUUGAGGUAAGAGAGGAGAAGAGGGGUUUGUUUAAGAUAUUUCUGUUUGAUGGCAUACACUGCUAUUUAGUUAUUAGUAUUGAUUAUCAUUUGUUUGAUUUGCAGCUUUCUAGUUUCUUUGUGAAGAGUCAUGACUACACCAUGUACACAAAUGAUAUCGAGUUCGUCAACUGUAUUCUAAAUGCCAAGACCAGGUAAAUGCUACUUUCUGGCUACUCAAUAGCAGUUUCCCGAACCCUGAUAUUUAUACAUAUGUAACUACACACAUUUACACCCCCAUAAUAGGUCUACAUUAUAAUACAGUUAUACCGUGUCUAUCUAUCCUCUAGGGGCAGAGUUCUGUACCAGCUGAGCCUGUCUCUGUGGAGGCUGCUGUGUCUCUGUUACUAUGCUGAGGCCCGGUUAGAGGUACUGAAACUGACUAAGCACCCAGAGGAUGGGACCAUCAAGGCCAGGUGGAGGGUCAGAGGACUGCCCUUCCUCUCUCUGCUGCUGAGAUUCUACCGCAAGGACAAAACUGACCUCUACAGGUACAGAAACCUGGCUGGGAUCUGUUCAUCUUAACACAAUGUUCAGAUAGAAAUGUAUUGAUUUGGUAUUGGAAUGGAUAGUGUUUCUGGUCAGUGUUCCUCUUCACUGUUAAUUAUCUUUGAUCAUUCAUACACUAGUAAACACAGUCUUUCAACAGGUCAUAUGAUGCAUUCUCUACCUUCUACCUUGGCCAUGAUGGACUCAUACACUGUCACAAAGUGGAAAAAGUGAGUGUCCCUGUUGUGUACUGUCUCAUCUGACUGAAAUAGACAUGCCUAUAAAUUGCUGAGAAAUAUCAUCAGAUUCUCUGCCUUGCCUAAACUGAUCACCUCAAACUUGCUGAGUAUUGUUUUCCUGUCUUCCUCCAGGUGAUGAAGGCCCAGCCACCUAUCUUGCCCAGGGUGACCACUCUGUUAGCGGGGGCCCUUGUGGCCCUGGGGGUCCAGGAGCACCGGCCAGCCCUCAACCUCCUGCCCCCCCUGCUUUCCUCCCUCCGACAGGGCCGAGACUGAGAGAGACAGAGAGAAAGGAGGCUCUGGAGAAAGGAGCAUGUGUGUACCAUGAGAGGAGUAACGGAGAGAGAGAGGGAAACAUGCAAUCAAUGUUGUCGAGAAGAAAACAUGUUUAUCCCUGAUCACCUGUACAAUCCCCCCCUAUUGUACGCCUGCUCUAAAACAUUAUUAUAAAAAAAUAUAUAUUACUUUCCAAAACCGUUCUCUCUCUGGACUCCCACAGCAAUAGAAUAGCCGCUACUAUUUUAGUUUAUAUGCAAUCCAGAACUUCAGUUUAUCCAAUAAGUCGAGUUGGUACCUUGAUCAAUACCUUGUUAACGCACAAACAAAUGAUCGCACAGCACUGAGUGACUGCUUGUGUGAUGUUGACCCGCUCUCUGGGCCUAUACCCUCCCACUGUACAUAGCCUGCUGCUCAUAAAAGCGUCUGCUAAAUGGCAUAUAUUAUUGGACAAACCUAU